Anguilla rostrata (American eel) is the source of this 3123-nucleotide messenger RNA. Its product is annotated as WD repeat-containing protein on Y chromosome-like. Gene Ontology annotation, molecular function: protein binding; calcium ion binding. The transcript is spliced from 23 exons. The record is from RefSeq and is a predicted model, not a curated record. The coding region runs from base 1 to 3123 and encodes 1040 amino acids. NCBI's taxonomy places the organism in Eukaryota, Metazoa, Chordata, Actinopteri, Anguilliformes, Anguillidae.
AUGGUAAUCCACAUGACUAUCAACGAUGCUGGAAAUGAACCUGAUGGAGUGACAGUAGACCCCGCGUUUCCCUCUGAGCAGCAAAAUGCUUGUGCUGAGCCGGCGAAGAGCAGCGAGCUCACAGAGCUGGUGGAGAAUCGGGGGAAAUGCCCCAUCGAGGCCAAAAACAAGGACAAGCACCGGAGCCUCCUCGAAGCGGUGUUCCACGAUCCCAAUUUCAAAGUUCACGAAACUGGGCUUCUUGCACCUCUCACAGGCCUAAAUAUGGCAAAGUUCCGGGAGGUCAUGAGGAACAUCGGGGUCAAUGCCAACGAUGAGGAUCUCAACGUCAUGUUCAUGAAGGUGGAUGCCAACUGCGACGGCAAAGUCUUUUGGGAGGAGUUCAAGAUGUACUUACUGCUGGAGAAUGAAGCAAGAGACUCCAUGCAUAAGUCUCUCAGACGCUCCUACUUUCCAGAACAUAUAAAGAUCCUGCGGGAGUCUAUGCAAAGGUCCAAUAGCAAGGCCGUCGUGGGGCUGCAGUUCUACCCCUUCAAGCACCCUCAGGCGCAGGAGGAGCAGGUCGCCUCGGGCGGCUGGGGCGACGACAUGGGAAAGACCCGCAUCGAGCCCGGCCAGUACAUGUCCAUCACGCAGGACGGCAAGCUCAGCUACUGGACCGAGAACCUGAAGCACAUGUACACUCUGAAGACCCGGCAGCUGGACGAUCUGAAGCAAGCCCAUGCCGUGCUGUAUCAGAAGAUCUGGGUGACGCACAUGAUCUGCAUGAGAAACGUUGACCUGUUGGCCAUUUCCUCCACCAGCAACCAUUUAGAAUUCUAUGACAUCAGCGCCAGGAAGUGUACCAUCGCGUUCACGCUGACCGGGGUGGAGCCUGUGACGGUCAUGGACUACUGGUCCGACGGUAAACGAGCCGUGUUCUCCGUCGGGGACGUGAGCGGCUGCGUGACCAUCUUCACGUCCCGCGACGUCGUCCAGAACGGCAUCUUCAACCGACGGACCUCCAAGACCGGGAGCAACUGUCACAUAGCCAUGGCAGACUUGCUGAAAAACAAAUCCCACAAUCACUUCUGCUUCAAAGUGGCCAUCCUUGGGUGCACCUGCCAGCAGAUCCGCUUCCUCGCCAAGCUAAACGUCGUCGCUGCGUGCGCCGCGUUCGACAGGACAGCGAUGGUGCUGACCAGAGUGCCCGACUCGCACAAGAGCGAAGUCCACCACUCCAUCUUUAAACUGCCAAAGGGAAUAAUGUGCUUCGAUUACUCCCCGGAGCUGAGCAUUCUGGUGACAGGGGGAUCUGACAGAAUCGUUAGGGUCUGGAACCCCUAUGUGACCAAAAGGGCUUGCUCUCGAAUGGAGGGUCACUUGUCCGUCAUCACAGACAUUGUGGUCAAUGGCAGGGACAAGAAGGUCAUUAGCCUCUCCAAAGACAAGAACCUGCGCGUCUGGGACCUCCAGGAUUACACCUGCCUCCAGAAGAUCCGGCCGAGCGAAAUACCCAUGGGCCGCCCGCCCGUCACCGCCAUCCACUACAUGCGCGACACCAACACCCUGGUGAUCGCCACCAGCCUGAUGGGCGUUCUGCAGGGAGAGAUGGAAGACCUCAACGCGCGUCUCAAGGAGAGCACGCACAAAGACCCCGUAUGCGCUGCUCUCUACAACGCGCACUUCAAACAGGUGGUGAGCGGGUGCUACAGCGGGGUGGUCUGCGUCUGGGACAUCCUUACGGGGGACAAGGCCAUGGAGUUCCACACGUCCCCGAACCUGGACAUGGAGAUGACCGCCAUGGCGUUCGACGGGCCCCAGCGCCGCCUCCUCACGGGGUCCAACGACGGGAUGGUGCGCCUCUGGAACUUCAACAACGGGGUGCUGCUCUUGAAGCUCCCCGUGCUGGACAGAAACGAGGUAACAGGGAUUCUUCACUUCAACAACAAGAUCUACAUGGCAGGCUGGAGCAAGCGCGUCAUCUGCUACAAAAAUAUCCAGAAGGAGGUUAAGAUGGAGUACAGCUUGUGGAAGCGCUACCACACCGAGGACGUGUACUCCAUGGACGCCUACGGCAACAAGAUGCUGGUGACCGCCUCCCACAACGGUGACAUCAUCGUGUGGAACACGGGGACGGAGGAGCCGCUGUGCUGGUUCAACGCCAGCCAGAGUCCGCGGCCCCUGCUGCUCGAUUCCUUAAAGGACAAAACCACCGAGCCGAGGAGGGGGACCCCGAAGCAGGUGGAGCAGGCCCAGGAGAGAGCUAGUCCACAGAGACGAGGGACCCCAAAACGGUCAGGAUCACGGGCCAGCAGCGGUCAGAUAGAGCCGGUGGUGCAGGACGAGGGCAUGGAUGCUGAGGGGAGGGAAGGAGGCCAGGAGGAGGUGGAGGAGGAGCCGCUCAAUCUCCUCAGCCCGGAGGAGCUGGCCAAACCCACCAUGGCCGUGGAGAAGGCACUGUUCCUGGGCACGCGAACCCCCGGCGCCGACACGGCGAUCCUGCUGACCACCACGGUGGACGGCUACGUGUACGCGUGGUCCGUCUGCGACCAGGGGGGGCUGCUGGGGAAGUUCAAACCCACCCGAGGAUACGACGCCACCAUCAGCGCUAUGUCCACCGACCCCGCGGACCGGAUACUGCUCACCGGGGACAGCCACGGCUUCAUCGCGCUGUGGGACAUCGAGGACUACUGCUGCAGCAUGGCCGACGAAAAGAUGGUCACCAAGGAGACAGGGGGCGCGCCCAGCCUCUUGCCCAAUGACAGCCAGGAGGAGGGGCUAAGGAUGUUGAUGAAUGUGAUGAUGGAGGAGGGGGAGACAGAGGUGAAGAGUCAUCAGGAGUGGGACGGACUGGGGAUCCGCGUCGCCCCCCCGAAGCUGCUCACCUCCUGGCAGUGCCACCUGAGGAGGGUCAUACACCUGGAGUACGUGGAGCACCUGGACCUGAUCAUCACGGCCAGCCUGGACUGCAACGUGCGCCUGUGGACGGUCUCCGGCACGUACAUAGGGACAUUUGGCCAGGUGCGGUGGCGCGUGGAAGACCCCGAAACCUUCCCCGCGGAGCUGCCGGCAGACCUGAAGAGGCUGGGAGCCGCCCAGUCCAAGGAGCUGGACGAGGAUGGCAAUCCGGAGGAGCCGUGA